Cynoglossus semilaevis (tongue sole) is the source of this 2039-nucleotide messenger RNA. RefSeq names its product putative aminopeptidase W07G4.4. The transcript is spliced from 16 exons. Gene Ontology annotation, cellular component: cytoplasm. NCBI's taxonomy places the organism in Eukaryota, Metazoa, Chordata, Actinopteri, Pleuronectiformes, Cynoglossidae. Gene Ontology annotation, molecular function: metalloaminopeptidase activity; manganese ion binding. Bases 1 to 1662 code for a protein of 553 amino acids. Gene Ontology annotation, biological process: proteolysis. The record is from RefSeq and is a predicted model, not a curated record.
AUGAAGGCAGCACGGAUGUCACGUGAUCAGUCGGCGUACAGAGCAGAGCAGCCACUGGAUAUCAUCUGCCCCUUUCGCUCUGAAGAUACCGGGGUUGGAGGACCAAAAAUGUGCAGCAGCGUUCAGCCCGUUGAGUGGACCAAAGACAUCAAAAACCCCAAUUUUGAUGGCAUCGUGUUGGUGACUCAGAGCCAUGACACCCUGCCCUCUGAGCUCGAGUGUCUGAAGGCUCCUCUGCAGGACUACAGUUCUGUCGACAGUGGUCUGGGUGAAGAAGUCGUGGUUCUCAAGGUUGUCGGUCUGCCCGGUAACAGACUGGUGUUUGCCUCCACUGGCCCAGUAAACCGUGACUACGAUGAUAUCAGGCGCUUCAGUGACGCGGCAGUCAAUGGCAUUAAACGGGCCUUGAAAGCUGGUUUGCAGCGCCCCUUACUUGUGUGUCCCCCGCACAAGGACUAUAAGAGUGCGACCUUAGUGGCAGCACUCGGGGCCCUUCAUGCUCUCUACAUGCCACUUGAAGUGAGGGAGGCGAACAUAAAGCCCUCCAACCAUAAGGUGUGCGUCCUGGGACUGUGGGCAGCUGCGGAGGCUGAGGGUCAGAGGCUGGUGGAGUUGGCUGCUGCUCUGGAAAGUGGAAGACUGGCAUGUCGUGAUAUUGGAGGAUCAGACCCUGAACGCAUGGCUGCUCCUCGUGCAGCUGAUUACGUCCAGGAGCUCUUCAGGGACAGCCUAGUAAAGGUGGAAGUUGUAAGUGACCUGAAGCUUCUGGAGAAAGAAUAUCCCUGUCUGGCUGCUGUCAACCGCUGUGCAAACUCUGUGCCUCGUCACCAGGCCAGAGUUAUUAAGCUGCUGUACUGUGGAGAAGGACCAAUCCAGAAGACACUCAUGCUGGUGGGAAAGGGCAUCACCUACGACACUGGUGGAGCUGACAUCAAGGCUGGAGGCUUCAUGGCUGGGAUGCACAGAGACAAAUGUGGAGCUGCUGCUGUGGCUGGAUUCUUCCAGAUUUUAGCAAAGUUGAAGCCAAAACAUCUGAAGGUUGUUGGCUCCAUGGCCAUGGUGAGGAACAGCGUGGGACCAGACUGUUAUGUGGCAGAUGAACUGGUGGUGUCCCGUGCUGGUCGUAGGGUCAGAGUGGGAAACACAGACGCAGAGGGUCGUAUGGUGAUGGUGGACCUGCUGUGUGAGAUGAAGGAGAAGGCACUACAUGAGACAUCUCCUGAGCUCUUCACUAUUGCAACACUGACCGGUCACGCCAUCAGAGCUAUGGGUCCCAACUACUCAAUCAUCAUGGACAAUGGGCCAGCUCACAGCAAUGGGAACGCUGCCAAGUGGCAGGAAGCUGGAGAGGUUUUGGGUGACGUGUUUGAAGUGUCCACAAUCAGACGAGAGGACUACGAGUUCCACAAGGGCAAGUCUGAGUACGAGGAUAUUCUGCAGAGCAACAAUCUGCCCUCCUCAGCCACACCUCGGGGACAUCAGACCCCUGCUGCCUUCCUCAUCAUGGCCUCUGGUCUGGACAAGUGUGGAAUCGACUCUGAGAAACCUCUUCCGUAUUCCCACAUUGACAUCGCUGGAUCCAGUGGUCCUUUCCCCGGUGUCCCGACAGGAGCCCCCAUUGUUGCCAUGGCAACCAACUACAUCCUGUCUAAUAGUCUCUAAACAUGCAUCUUAUGAAAAACAAAAUGUAAUCCAUGAUAAUCAUGUUAAAUUAAAAAAAAAAAAAUCAAACGGUGGUAAUUUUAUGCUAAACAGUGUUUUAAAUUUGCCAAAUGCAUAGAUGGACUUUGUUAGCCACAGCUGAUACUUUAUUAUACUCUGUCGCUGUCUUUAAUAACUUCUGUACAAAAACCUGCCCAAUGAUUGGUUUAUACGGGUGUGUAUACUCAGGGGUUUUAAAAAGCAGUAAAGACAUGUCAUUUUUAUAUACAUUUGUUUGUUUGAUAGAAUACAGUUGUGUCUUUGAAUAUACAGUAUGUACCAAACCGACAAUGUAUGUGACCAGGUCGAAUUAAUUAAAGAAACAAUAGCGCAUUAUA